Messenger RNA from Monodelphis domestica (gray short-tailed opossum), 11523 nucleotides. It is a transcript of the gene SACK1B, whose product is annotated as scaffolding CK1 anchoring protein B. Gene Ontology annotation, biological process: signal transduction. Gene Ontology annotation, molecular function: protein kinase binding. The record is from RefSeq and is a predicted model, not a curated record. Lineage: Eukaryota; Metazoa; Chordata; Mammalia; Didelphimorphia; Didelphidae. Gene Ontology annotation, cellular component: membrane; cytoplasm.
GUAACUUUUGGCUGCAUGAGCUGGGCUUGGUGUGACACGAUUACUGACAUGUUACAACUGGCUUCUGAACCUGCCUGCUCACAGCUCAGCACCGGGCUCCUCCGGGAAAACCCAGCUCUGGAGGCUGAGAUGAGCUUCCUUUGGAUUUGACUCUCCCCAGGUGCCCUCCCCCACGUCUCGUCUCCCUCCCUUGUUCUCUCAGUCCUCCUAGAAACUUAAACUUCCCCGGGUCCUCUCCUUGGGGCGCCUCCCUUCCCUAGGCUGCACUGGGGAUCCGAGUUCACCGACCAUCUUACUAUUGCACUAAUGGACGUUUGAAGGUGGUUUUACCAAACAACCUGCAAAAAUGGAAACAUCUUCUCUGCUUUCAUCACUAAAUGAUGAAUAUAAAUCAGACAACUACAUUGAACCUCAUUAUAAGGAAUGGUAUCGAAUUGCUAUUGAUACUUUAAUACAGAGUGGGUUAGAAGCAUACCAAGAAUUUCUCACCAAAGAGCGAUAUUCUGAGUUUUUGGCCGAGGAAGAAAUUAACUAUAUUUUGAAAAACGUUCAGAAGUUUGCAGAGAGCACAGCCCAUAGCUCUGAAAGUUCUUGUGAUGACACCUCUUCUUCAGGAACCUACUGGCCCAUUGAGUCUGAUAUAGAAGCUCCAAACUUGGAUUUGGGAUGGCCCUACGUGUUGCCUGGACUACUAGGAGGUACCCAUAUAGAUCUGCUUUUUCAUCCACCACGAGCACAUUUUCUCACUAUAAAAGAAACUAUUCGCAAGAUGAUCAAAGAAGCAAGAAAGGUCAUUGCCUUAGUAAUGGAUAUGUUUACAGAUGUGGAUAUCUUCAAAGAAAUAGUGGAAGCAUCAACCAGAGGGAUUUCUGUAUAUAUUCUCCUUGAUGACUCCAACUUCAGUCAUUUUUUAAAAAUGACAGAAAAGCAAGGAUGUCAAGUUCAGAGACUCAGGAACAUCAGAAUAAGGACAGUAAAAGGCCAAGAUUAUCUUUCAAAAACAGGAGCAAAAUUUCAUGGAAAAAUGGAACAGAAAUUUCUUUUAAUUGACUGCCAGAAAGUAAUGUAUGGCUCCUAUAGCUACAUGUGGACAUUUGAAAAAGCACAUUUCAGCAUGGUUCAGGUUAUCACAGGACAGCUGGUGGAAUCAUUUGAUGAAGAAUUUAGGACUCUAUAUGCCAGAUCCUGUGUUCCUAGUUCAUUUGCUCAAGAAGAAUCAGUGAAGGCAAAAAAUGGGAAGCCUCUCUGGGAAAAUGGUACAUACCAACGUUCAGUAUCUUCUUUAGCUUCCUUUUCCAGCCAGAGAAAUCUUUUUGCUAGGCAAGACAAUCUUCCCAAACUAGAUCCUGGUUACUUUAAAAAUAGAGGCAUGUAUGCAGUUAAUGAACACAACAGACAUAACAUAUGGAAUCAUGGAUACAAAUCACCUUUCUUACCUAAUUUUAAUGGUCCAAAUAAAAUCUGCCAGUAUCAACCCAGUCAGAUGAAUGAGAAUUGGAAGAGACAUAGUUAUGCAGGAGAAAAACCAGAAACAACUCCUUAUCUGCUGCUCAACAGAGCAAUGAAUUGGGGCAACAAUCCAUCGACUAAAUGGAAAAUGCCAUCAGAUAGUCUUAGUGUAGCAUCAUCAUCACGAGGUGGUUAUAUGAACCCCCUCCAUACGCCAGCACAGAGCUUUGCAGACCGCUUGGCACAGAGGAAAACCACAAAUCUUGCAGAAAGAAAUUCAAAUGUACGGCGGUCUUUUAAUGGGACUGAUAAUCACGUUCGCUUUUUGCAACAAAGGAUGCCCACUCUUGAAAAUACCACAAAAUCCUUCCUGCGGUGUCGGCGAAUUGAAUCCUACUUAAAUGAUCAUUCAGAAGGGAUACCUGAUGCAAAUGGCUCAGCUCCGGGGGACCGAUUUGAAGGCUAUGAUGGACAUGAGAAUGUUAAAGCCAGUGCUCUUUACACUCAUUCUCGGUUUCGUCCAUCAAUUGUGUUUAAACCAACCUUGCCAGAACAGCAGGAAGUAAAUAGCUGUACAACAGGAUCUUCAAACUCAACGAUAAUUGGUUCUCAGGGAAGUGAAACAUCUAAAGAGAUAGCAAAAAUACAACAUUCUUCAGACCAAUCAUUAUCAGAAUUAAAUACAAAUCUUCAGCCACCUCCAUUAGAUGCAUCAAAAAGGCAUAGCUUGCAAGAUCCAGAAAACCACCAUGAACCUAUUUUAAAUCAAAACACACAAGUCCCUCCUGAAUCAAAUAAUUAUUUAUAUACAACUUUAGGUGGGAACAAACAGGUGGAAACUCUGAAAACUGAGCAAAAUGAGAACCUGCUUAAAAGAAGAAGUUUUCCAUUCUUUGAAAACUCCAAAGCCAAUCUGGAUCAAGGUGGGGGAAAGCACUAUGUAUACAGCACACUGACUAGGAAUAGAGUCAAGCAGCCAGAGAAACCCAAAGAGGACUUAUUAAAGAGCUCUAAAAGUAUGCACAAUGUCGCUCAUAACCCAGAGGAUGAAGAUGAAGACCUCAAAAGGGAUUCUUCAAACACUAACAGCACCAAGUCCAUUUCUAUUGCUGCUCUUCUAGAUGCAAAUAAGGAGGACUCCCCAAAAGAUAUGUCCUCAAAGAAAGAAAUGAAGGGUUCCCCAAGUUUUUUGAAAAAAGGUUCUCAAAAGCUGAGGUCAUUACUCAGUCUCACACCAGAAAAGAAAGAAACUCUAUCAAAAAAUAAAGCUCCGGCUUUUUAUAGAAUGUGUAGUAGUUCUGACACAUUAGUUUCAGAGGCAGAAGAGAACCAAAAGCCAAAAAAAUCAGAGCCAAAAACAGAUUCAUCUCCAAGAAGGAAACGGUCAUCCUUAGCCAAUUCACAAGGCAGUAUCCAUAAGAGUAAGGAGAAUAUUGCUGUUGGAUCCCCUCCUGUGGUCUCAGAAGACAACAAAACGUGCCCUUCUGCAUACCCAGUCGAAAAAGAGUUCUCAGAAAGGCCAGGAGAUGCUUCUGCUCCGAGAUUCAACACUGAGCAGAUUCAAUACCAAGAUUUAAAGGAAGUUAAACCGAGAAUAGCCUCUGAAAGAAUACCUCCUUCCUCUCCAAGGCCAAAGCCUAGCGAACUGCUAAGAUCUCGUUCCACAGACAGGCGUGUAUAUAGUCGCUUUGAGCCAUUUUGUAAAAUGGAAAGCUCUGUUCAACCCACAGUCCAUGUGCCAAGCCCCAGCAUGCACCGUCCUGAGAUAAAGAACAUCACUGCUGGCAAUAGCUAUGGUAGGACCAGUCCUCUGCUCACCUACAGUUCUCCUGCCUAUCGUUCUUAUCAGCCAAAUGAAAAUAAAUUUCGAGGAUUCAUGCAAAAAUUUGGAAAUUUCAUACACAAGAACAAAUAACUAAUUUUAACUAUCAAUGCAAAGUUCUCGAGUUUUUAUGGACAUGAAUACUUGAACAAAUAAGACAAUGGGCAGGUUUUGUAAAAUGAAAUUGGGCUUCUUAGGGGAACAUUUUAUAACUAAUGUACAUGUUUACACAUAUGUUAUUGUAUAGAAAAGGUCUACUUUUAUGUAAUUAAUUCAGACUUACUUUGACACUGCAGAUGUAAUUUGUCCAAGGGAAGUUUUGAAAAAAAAUUAAAAAUUAAUGUGAGUGAAAAUGCUUUAUUUUUCUUUAGACUGAAGAUUUAAAAAAAAAUAAUCGUUAGUAAGAGAAAUAAAGUGAAUGUUAGUAAAUGCUUUUAAAUCAUUAACCAAUACCCUUUUCUACAGUCAUUCCUUUAAAAAGGCGGAAGUAUUAGUGUCAGUAGCUCUUUAAAAUUCAUCUUUCUGGCAUUUUUGUAGCCUCAAAAACAAGAAAAAAGGGAAAGAAAACACACAGUAUCACAAUGGUUUUUUUAAUUGCCUUUAAAGUCUUCUACAUGAUAGAUUGGAACAUUUUAUUAGUAUGUUAUUGAUUUUCCUAUGAAGCAUAGAUAAGUGGGCACCUUUGUAUUAAUUGCAUACUACAAAAUAGUAACUGAGCCAUAUUGCCUUAAAAAUCAAAAUUAUGGCAUGUGAGAUCAUCAUUUACCUUUGUGCUAUAGAACAAUUCAUUCAUCCUAAAUAGCUCAAGCCAUUGCUUGUUUGUAAUUUUUUUCUCUUUUGGUGGCUUGCUUUCUGAUAUUGCCCUCUGAUGAUUCAUCUGACAAUGCUAGAAUCAAUAUCUGAUAUACACCAAAGACUUUAAAUUUGUCAAGACUCUGGGGCUGGUGUAUUCUAAUAAUGAAAAUUGUGAUGGUGGUGCACAGUUCACAAAGUGUUUUCCUCACAACAGCUUUGUAUGGUAAAUACAGUGGGUAUCAUUAUCUCUUUUGCAAAUAGGGAAAUUGAGGCCCAGAGAACUUCAGCAAAUUUUCUGUAAUCAUAUGACUGGUAAGUAGUGGAGCUAGAGGCUAGACUGCAAGCCUAAUGAAUUUUAGGUAUAGUGACCUUUUGUAUACCAGUACUAAUAUUGUUCCAGUGCUCCUAUAAUUUCAGCCAGGCUUUUAUUUGGCUUUAUUAAUGGCAUGUGUUUUAAAUCACAUACAUUUUUAGAUUUCUUCCCCCUCCAUACAUACCCAUCCACAUCCACAGAGAGAGACAGAGACUCUUCCCUUGUAACAAAGAAAAAUAAACAGUCAAAACAAAGAGCAUUUCUGGUAGUGGAUGAACCAUCCUGUACCCCUGCUGUCUCACCACUCUAAAGAAAUGAGUGAAAAUUAUUAAGAUUUUAACUCAUUACCCUAAGGGAAAAUAUAAUCUCUCUUGGGUGGAUGAUAUCAAAGGAAAAUUUCCCCAUUCUUUUUCAUAUUGGUUCUAUUAGAGCAGAAACUGAUAUUUUUUUAGAUUUUUCACAUUACAUCAAAAUUUUUAUUUUUGUUCAUUAUUGUUAACUAAUGAUAUCAUAAGUGAUAUUUUAGAAUACUGAAGAAAGGUGAUAUGCAACCUGAAAUUUGACAAAUGAUUCUCAAAAUACUUUAAAAUGAUAAAUGUAUGAAACUUUCUAGGACCCUUUUAAUAGCUAAACUAACCAUGACUUUGAACUGCCAUACCUGAAGAUGGGUCUUUGAUUCAGUAUGUGAUCUGAACGAAAUCAUCAUUUUGUCAAUAAGGUGUAUUUUUCUGGCAUUUCCAUAGAAAACUGAUGUUUGGACUUUAUUAUACUUAACUAUUACUAUAUUGCACAAGAGCUACUGAGUUAUUCCAUUAUACCUCAGUUUUAUUUACUUAUUUUUACAUAUCUAUCCUUUCCUCUUUGGAGAACAAAGAUAUGGCAAAUAAAAUAGAAUUAUUGUUUAUAGUGAAAAGAAAGUAUUCUGCAGUGUUCAAAAACAAAAAUGCUUAUACACUCUGUUACAACUCUUCUAUUAAAAUACGUAUUUGUUCUGAACAUCUUGAAUGCUCAAAAAAUAUAGAAUAUUAAAAAUAAAAUUGAAUGUCAGUGUAAAGGAUGACUUGGUACAAAGACUAACUUUUGUAUAUAAUAGCCAUUCAUUGUUAGCAAAAUAGAGAUUCUUCCAAAUUUACUCUUGGAUCACAUCCAUUGAAUAUUAAAAUUUUUUUAUAAAAAUUGUUAAUGCUUUGUAAGUUUUUGAAGUUCUCUUUUCUUUAUAAGCCGUUCUUUACUUGAUCUUUCAAUGAUCAGCCUUUGAACAAUGUUCAUGAAGUUAGGUAUUUAUAAUUUAGCAUAAUUUAUUCAUGAAUAUAGCUGUUAUGUUUGAAAUCCUUAAAAGACAUAAAUGAAACUUAGCUGAGUGAGCCUUCUUCAAACAACUAUAUCCUUUUUAACCUUUCAAUAUAUACUAUGGUAUAAUAGUUGUCUUAAAUGCAUUAUGUUUGGGGAAAUUAAAAAUAAUGAUCAAUUUUCUUCUUAGAAAAAGUCAAUUUUAAACCAAUGACUAAUUCAAUUUUGGUAUCUAAUGUUAGUUGCCUACUUUGGAAAUCCAACUCCCAAAGGAAAAAAUGUAUUUGUAAAAAGGAAUUCUUUAUUCUUUUUUUUUUUUAAUUUAACAGGGGACCUGGAGGUCCUCUUACCAUAGAGAUAUGUAGGGACUAACCAGCCCACAGUGGCAUGAAGGAGAAACCAUAGAGAGAGGAAGGAGGAACCAUAGAGAUAGGAAGGGAGGUAGGAGAAGGUUAGAAAAGGGGACCAGGGUGAGUUGGUGGUUGGGGUUUAGUUGCUGGAAUAUAAAAGGUGGGCCUGAGCUUAUUGAGAGUUCUUUUUGGCUUUAGCCUUUAGAGGGCUUUUUGGCUUGUUUUAGGCUGUUAGUUUUUUUUUUCUUUCUUGAACUUUUUGGGAGAUGGCUGGUCUUUGUUGACAGACCUAAUUGAGGUUGGAUUAAACACUGAGUUGGUUUUGAUUGGUUGGAUUGGGUUUGGAACUUUGUUGGGUGGUUGUUAUUAGCAGGAGUUAUAGGCAGUUAUAGGUAAAAUAUAAGCAGUUUAGGUAGUAAAUAUAGGUAGUUAGAGGUAGUUGCAGGAUAAGUAGUAGAGACAUUAGGAAAUUUUCUUUCUCUAUCUCUUUCCUUUAUUUCCCUCCUUUACUAUAUUCAUUUUACUAUAUUAUUUUACUAUCUAUUUUAAUUAAACUAAAUUAUUAAUUAUUAAAAACUGCUAGAAGUUUCUUUUAUCUGACUUAAAGGGAUAAUAUUAAUUUACAACUCUACACUAUUCUUAUUAAAACUUAAAUUAUUAAGAGCUGCUCUCUUAUUUUUGUCAAACCCCUGUUUUAACCCUUACAUAUUCUAAAAGUGUUUUUCAGUUAUUUUGACUUUGAUUUGUAGGUUAACUUACCAAUCUGACUUAGCCUAUAAGGUAGCUUAAAUAUUGUACAUGAAUAAGGAUCUACAUAAUAAUAGCAUUAUAAUAGAGCCUUAUAUUACCAAUUACUUUUUUGGAGGGUUUUAUAGAGGAUUGUAGUUAUUGAUGCCCUUUAGAGAAACACUUGUUAUUUUUCAAUGUUUAACUGACUACGCAAUUAAUAGUCCAGACAUUUAAAGUUAAAUAGCCUUUUAACUUAAAUACAAAGAAUAAAUAGCAUAUAAUUGAAUAAAUCUUUUAAAUUAUCUAAUUCUUUUCCCUCAUUUGAUAGAUGAAAAAGUGCUUAAAAUUAGAAUUGCCUAAAUUCCUGUAGCUAGUAAUAACAGUAGAGUCAAGAUCUGAAAAUAGGUCCCAUGACACUAAAUCCAGCAUUCUUUCACCUAUACUACAAUGAGUCUCAAUUAUUACAGUUCUCCUGAUGAAUGGUAUAUCAGUUAAUAGAAUCUCAUUGGAUGGCUCCAUAUCCUUAUUUCAAUUUUAGCCAUUAAAUACGAAAGAAAAUAAUAAAAUUAAAAGUAUAUUUACUUCAAAUGAUGGCAUUUUGGGGGAUGAGAUAUAUAUAAUUAAAACAAUAUGGAUGAAAAAAUGUUGGAAAUGCUAAUGGAUACUGAGGGGUAUUUGAAAACAGAAAUGUCAAAUUCUAGGCUUGGGAAGAAUAGUUUAAAUGAGACAACAAAUUGUUUAAUAAAUUUUUAACCCACUAAAAUAAUAAUAAUUUGUGGGUUUUCUAUGGCCGUGGAAAUCCAUAUCUAUUUUAAUCUGGCAACAUUCCUUUAAAGAAAUGUACAUAGAAAGAAUCAAAAUGGCAGAAUAAAAGGUCACAACUGCCAAAUCUACUCCAAAACCUCUCCUAGGAAUGGCCACAGAAAUUAUUAAUAAUGAUAUUGAACAGAAGUCAGAGUGGGGUCUUUCCUAGGUAAGGAGCUCAGUGUAGACCAAAAGAGCAGUUAGCAUACCUCUCUCAUCACAAUAGAAGCACCAGUAAGCUAUGGACCCUCAGGUCUAUCUGAAAGAAAAGGACAUAAUAAAGAAAUAAUAGAGAAAAAUUUAAGCAGGACAUGUCCAUCAGAGGUGGCCAGAGCCCAGCUAUAGCAGUAGGCCCAAAAUCAAGAAGUAGGUGGAAAAUGACUGAACAAGCAAAAAGAACUUGAUAAAAAAUAUGCAUAUUAUGGUGACAAAGAAACUAAGACAAACUCAAGCUAAUGACUUGAAAACAUGUACAAGCAAAAGAUUUAAUAAAGAAAAACAUAUAGACAACAAGAAUUCCCAAAAGAGCUAAAAACAUUUUAAAAGGAUAAAAAUGAUUUUUAAAAAUCAUAGAGGAAAAUUUGGGUAAAGAAAGGAGAAUUGAAGGGAAAUUAGGAAAAGAGAAUUACCAGGUUGGUAAAAAGUCACAAAGCAUCCUGAAAAAAUAAUCAAGUGACCAAAUGGUUAAAAAAAAAUACAAAACCUUACUGAAGAAUAUAACUCCUUAAACUUAGAAUUGGUUAAGCUGAAAUUAAUGACUCAAUGAGACAUCAUUAAAUAAAACAAUCUAAAUCAUGUACAGUGUGUUUUGUUUUUCUACUAUACAUAUGUGUAUUGAGUCUUUUGUCAUCUUUUUAAUUUAGGAAAGAGAGAGAUGAAUGGAGUGCAAGGGAAAGAUUAUUGUCCUUAGUAUAUUCUGCCAGAUAACACAAUAGCAAGCACCAUCAGCCACAGAAGUAAUCAAAGUGGUUGUGGUAUAAUGGUAGGAGAAGGAAAGAGAGGAGGAGGAGGAGGAGUAAUAGUAGUAAUAGGAAUAGUGGUGGUGGUUGUGGUGGCAAUUGGACACUGAGUUUAUAUUGCCAUUCCUGGUUUUAAUGACUUUCAUAGAUCCAAGUUUUUUUGUGACCUGCAAGAUCAAUUUGAGUCAGUGGUGUGAUGUCAGCCAAAAAAGCAAAUGAAAUAGUGCUGACGUUAAAAGAGUUAUGAUUCUUGGAAUUAUUAUUAGUAGCAAUUGAUAAAUACUUCUUUGAUCUUAGCCUGCUAUAGUACACCAAGAAUACAUCAACCAUAUCAUCUAUCCAAGCCAAUUUUCUAAUUAUCAUUUGUAAGGAGGUGCUAAUUUCUACUUUUAGAGAAAAUUUCCUUGCCAGGAAAUAAUAGAUCUUGUUCAUCGAUGUAUGAAUGUGAGUGUCUAUACAUAUUUGUACAUGUGUAUGUAUAUACUUGUAUGCAUGUAUACAUAUUACAUGUACACAUACGUGUAUAGAAAUAGGUAUAGCUAUACAUAUGUGGGGGUAUUGGCUAUACUACCCCACAUGGAGAAUAGCUUGUUGUACCUACUUCCUGUUUAUAGGGUACAAUUUAUAGAAUAGAAUGGGGACAAAAUUAGUGAAUUUUAAAGGGAGAAAGAAUAAGAUAGUGGAAAUCACAGUGGCUCAGGAUUUAAGAAGACGAAUUCAAAAUGUCACUGACUUUGAACAAAUUAUUUAACCUCUCAAUCUCUCUGUUUCCUGAUCUGUAAAAUAAUGGAUUCAAUUAGUCAUGUCCUCAGUUCCAUUCCAACACUAAAUCUAUGAUGUUAAGUCUUUGAAGCAAUUUUUUUGUUUCUAUAAUAUAUUGCUUUACUUCACAAUAUUCUGUUGUCAGUCGCUCAAUACUGCUUCAUAUGCCUCUCUGUGCUUAGUUGUAAGUGCUUAGUAGGUGCUCAAUAACUAUAUAUUCUUGAUUAAUCUAUAAUUGUUAGUACACAAUUAGACAACUGUCCUUAAGUUGCUAAAUGAUGUUAAGUUAGGGAAACACAGCCAGAAUAUCUCAUUGGUCUGUUUUUGGCUAAAUAUUAUUUGAUGCUCAUCAUUAAAAUGAAGAAUGAAAUAGAAAGUAUGCUCAUUAUUUGUAGAUGACACCAUGCUGAGAAGAAUAGUUAGCACCUCAGAAGCUGAGAUUGAAAAUGACCUUUGUAAAUAGAAAGUGAUUUAAUAAACAUACAUCGAUGAAAUUCAGAGAUAGAAAAAAACCAGAAAUUCAAUGAGAAAAAAUGAAUAAGACUAAUAUAUAUGAAUACCAAGGUUGUUUUUUUUUUUUCCUAGCACAAUAAGGAAAUCCAAUUAGGUAGGCAUCAAGCAAGUCUGACAGCAUGCCACAGAUUGUUUAUACCUCCACAGUCAGGCUGAGUAGUUAAGGAUCUCUUCCUAUAUACCCGUUCACACAGACUUGAAGUCCAGUAUCAGUCUACAAUUCCAAAGCAAAAUGGAGAAAUGAAGCCAGAUACUUAUCAUAGAUGGUGAGAUGGUGUUCAUGGUCUCAAAUAUAAGGGAAGAAGACUUAAACCUAGACAUUUGAAAAGGCAUGCUAAAAGUAGGCAUUUUGGUCAUAAGGAACAAGAUUAGAACUAAAUUACUGAAUGACCUCCCCCAAGCCCUUCAAAGUUACAUGAUCAGAACAAGACUAGCAACAAGAAUGGUAUAAUCCAAACAAUUUAAGCUGGGAAUCCAGGGCUCACUGUAUUUCUCCUGAUUAGGUUUUGCUGCAAAACCUCAGCUGAAAUAAGAGUCAGUCACAAGUGGUUUUAAAGGAAAUGGCUCUUUUCUAGCUAAUGAGAAGAGCUUGAAGGGAGUGAAGAGGGUCACAGAAACAGCCUCCAAGAGAAUCCAUAAGAAUCAAGGCAUGAAAAACCUGUAAAUAAGACAAAGAUGACUAAGACUCAGAAAAUAAAACUAGGAAAUGCAUAUUAUUUUAGUCUGGAGAUUAGGAAUCUGGAAAAGGGAAGAUUUAAUAUUGUUAAGAUACGUGGAAGAGUAUUAUAUCAUAUGAAAGAUGGUGAACAGUUCUCUAUUUCUAUUAAAAGCAGAACAAGAGGAAAUGAAUUACACAGAAUGAAAGGUUUGUAUUAGAUAUUAAUCUCUAGAAAAUUCUAGCAUAAAAAAUUAAAGUUUGAGAUGUAUCAGGAGGAAAAAUAUAGAAUUUAAGUGUCAUCUUUGUCCACUAUCUCUCACCACAUUCAAUCUGUUGCCAAGGUCUAUGGGUUUCACAUCGACAAAAUCUCUAGAACAUAUACCCUUCUCUCCACUGAUACUACCAUCUUACUGUUAUGGGUUCUUAUCACCUGAUAGAACUUGUUUGCGAGUAAUUUUAGGGUAAGAAACUUGCUACCUCCCAGAAUCUAGAAGAUGAAUUGCUUGAAGAAAAGUACCAUGGAGAUGCCUGCAGAAACCUCACACUGCAUCGAAAGAUCCAGAAUGAACUUUGGGCUGUAGUGAAAUUGAACUCUGAGGGGGUUAUAACACAUUUAUUUGUAUGUAUACUUUUAUGCCUGAAAGGGACUGCCCCCUAAUUAGCUUUUUGUCAAUGUACCUAGCAAUCAUUGGUUUUGUUCUUUUUCCCUUUUAUCCACAAAUUAUUAUAAUUUAUAAGUUGGUUAUAUUUACAAGAUCUACUGAGGAGACUAGUCUUUUCAAAAGGUUCUCAAGGGGGGUUGUUAAAUAAGAAUCUGUUACCUUCAAAACUACAAUCCCCAGCAAAAACUACAAUUCCCACAAUCCUACUCACUUCUUGUUAUUAUGUGCUGACAUAGACAGGAUAUAAAUUGGGUGGAGUUCAGUGUCUAGCUCUCUUUUGCUUCCUGUUUGCAGAUUUGGCAGAGUGGGCCUUUUGAGCAGGUAGAAAAUUUAGUUCCAUGGUUCUAUUUUGUUAGAUAACAAACUUUUUCCACUGCUGAAUCUACCUUUCAGGCCUGUUGAUUUAUGUAGUUUUUU